This is a messenger RNA of Diorhabda carinulata, 1321 nucleotides long. RefSeq names its product polymerase delta-interacting protein 2 (gene POLDIP2). The transcript is spliced from 6 exons. The coding region runs from base 243 to 1241 and encodes 332 amino acids. The record is from RefSeq and is a predicted model, not a curated record. Gene Ontology annotation, cellular component: nucleus; mitochondrial nucleoid. Gene Ontology annotation, biological process: error-free translesion synthesis. Gene Ontology annotation, molecular function: DNA binding. NCBI's taxonomy places the organism in Eukaryota, Metazoa, Arthropoda, Insecta, Coleoptera, Chrysomelidae.
AGCAAGCACCUUCGAAACUUGAUCGUUACCUUGUAGCAGUAGCCACCGUCAGUCAAACGUCAUAGAUUUCUAAAAAUUUCAAAACAUUUUUGGAAGAAUCAUUAAAUUGCAGUUCUAAUAAACAAAAAAACUAAGGCAACUUCAAAAAACACAACACAUUCAUUUUUCUAAAUGCAUACUUUUAUUUUAGCUAUUUUUUCUAAUUAAAACAUCAAUUGGAAUUUGUGUAAUGAAAAUGUAAGAUGGACAUAGUUUCUACAACGUUUCGUUACAAAGUUUUGCCAAUAGUUUCCAGAUUAUUAAUAGCACGUAGAACUUAUGCCAGGUUAGCUGAAGUAGGUAGAUUGGAAACACCAAAAGUAUCUGGAAAAUAUGAAACUGGUCAGUUGAUUUUACACCGAGUUUUUGGUUAUAGAGGCGUUGUUCUCUUUCCCUGGUUAGCUAGAGUUUAUGAUAGAGAUUUACCUAAUCGACGUGAAGCCGACGACGAUGCUUCACAGAGCGUUGGCAAAGAAGUAAGAGGAAGAACUCACACGUUUUAUCAAGUUUUAAUUGAUCAGCGAGAUUGUCCAUAUAUUAGAGCUCAAACAGAAGCAGUAACAUUCUUAGGAAAUCAAGAUUCUUCCAGAAGUCUAUAUGCUAUUCCAGGUCUAGAUUAUGUUGCUCACGAAGAUAUUAUUCCGUACGUUAGUGCAGAAAAGUCACCUUUAAACCAUGAACUAUUUGACAAAUUUUUGGCUGUGAAUCCCAAAGGAGACCCGCCUUUCUUAGCUCAAGACACACUGAAAGCUUGGCAAAACAAAAACCAUCCUUGGCUAGAACUAUCAGAUGUACAUAAAGAAACUACUGAAAAUAUUAGGGUGACAGUUAUACCAUUUUAUAUGGGCUGUAGAGAUUCACAUGCAAGUUCCGUUUAUUGGUGGAGAUAUUGCAUAAGAUUGGAAAACUUGGGUUCACUUAGUGUUCAACUGAGAGAGAGACAUUGGAGAAUAUUUUCUUUAUCUGGUACUUUAGAGACUGUAAGAGGUCGAGGUGUAGUAGGACAAGAACCAAUUUUAACAAGGACUCUUCCAGCUUUUCAAUAUAGUAGUCACGUGAGUUUGCAAGCUCCUAGUGGUCACAUGUGGGGUACAUUUAGAAUGGAACGUGAAGAUGGAUAUACUUUCGACUGUAGAAUACCACCUUUUUCAUUAGAAAGUAAACCUGAAGGUGGCUCUGCAUCUCCUCCAGAUUCCACUUAAAUACUUACCUUGUAUAUUAAAUUGGAAAGAUGUAUAUAUUGUAUUGAUAUUUAACAAAGAAAGAAGUUCAAAAUGACAAA